Messenger RNA from Miniopterus natalensis, 1139 nucleotides. The record is from RefSeq and is a predicted model, not a curated record. NCBI's taxonomy places the organism in Eukaryota, Metazoa, Chordata, Mammalia, Chiroptera, Miniopteridae.
AUGGCAAGUGCAAAGCACCCUUGGAGCCCAGGAUGGACAGGACCCAUAGCCCAGAGCACAGCAGAGGUCAAGCAGGAAGCAUCAGCCACUGGCCCGAACCUGCCACCUCCAGGAUCUGAAGGGGACUCAGACGCAGAAGGCAGCCCAAGCCCCAACUCCAGCAUGACCACAAGGGAGCUGCAGGAAUACUGGAGGAACGAGAAGGGCUGCCGCAAGCCGGUCAAGCUGCUCUUCGAGAUCGCCUCGGCCCGCAUCGAGGAGAGGAAGGUGUCCAAGUUCGUGAUGUACCAAAUCGUCGUCAUCCAGACGGGCAGUUUCGACAACACCAAGGCCAUCCUGGAACGGCGCUAUUCAGACUUCCAGCAGCUCCAGAAAACCCUCCUAAAGACGUUCAGCGAGGAGAUCGAAGACAUCGCCUUCCCCAAGAAGCACCUGGUGGGCAACUUCACGCAGGAGAUGAUCUCGGAGCGCAAGCUGGCCUUCAAGGAGUACCUGAGCCAGCUCUACGGCAUCCGCUGCGUGCGCAGGUCCCGCGAGUUCAUCGACUUCCUCACGCGGCCCGAGCUGCGGGAGGCCUUCGGCUGCCUGCGCGCCGGCCAGUACACCAAGGCGCUGGACAUCCUGGUGCACGCGGUGCCCCUGCAGGAGAAGCUGGCGGGCCACUGCCCCGCGCUGGUGGUCCCGGCCCUCUGCGCCCAGCUGGUGUGCCACCGGGAGCUCGAGCGCCCCCUCGAGGCCUUUGCGGCUGGCCAGAGGGCCCUGGAGCUCCUGCACGCCCGGGAGGGCCACCGUUACUACGCGCCGCUGCUGGACGCUAUGAUCCACCUGGCCUACGCACUGGGCAAGGACUUUGUGUCACUGCAGGAGAGACUGGAGGACAUCCAGCUGCGGAGGCACACCUCCUGGAGCGUCACCCUGAAGGAACUGGCUGUCCGGGAGUAUCUGUGAUGAGCCACUCUGGCAGAUCUGGGAUCACCGUUGCUCUGUGAGCUGUUCGGGGUGCAUUUUGGAUGGGAAUAGCCAUGUGGGGUCCCUUGUGGCUCUAACCUGCUGGGUGACCUUGAACGAGCCCUCCUCUGGUCCUCCACUUCCCUGGAUGUGUGGAACUGAGCCCCCCUCCCCAUCCCUGGGUGUCCUUG